GAGCUGUACUAUACGAAAUCACUGUCGAUUGUCCUUUGAAAGAUUUGAUCUUUGUUGAUAUUGUCAAAUAUCUGGAUAGAGAAGGCGAAACUGAAAUUUUAUUCAAUAUUAAUUCUGUAUUUAAGAUUGAACAGGUUUAUCAGGACGGUGAUCAAGAAGGACCAAAUGGUGUAUGGAUAGUACAAAUGAAGGCAAUGGGUGAAGGUACAACAGAAAUAAAAGAACAGUUAAAAUUAAUACGAAAGAAAUUUGAAACCUGUAGUAGUACGAAUAAUAUGCUAUUUGGACGUCUUCUAUUAGAUAUGGGUCAUUAUACCAAAGUUGAAUCCUACUUUCAAAUGAUGUUAAAUGUAUUACCUAAAAAUCAUAAAGAUCGAGCAUCGAUUUACGAUCAUAUUGGCGAUCUACAUAUGCAUACAACAAAUGGGAAUGAAGCAUUUAAAUGCUUCUCGCAGGCUUAUGACAUAAAAAUGAAAUGUUGUCAUCAUCGAUAUCUGAGUGAAACAUUAAAUAACAUUGGAAAUUAUUAUAAAGCUAUCGGAUACUUUGAUAGGGCAUGCAGCUUUUAUGAAAACGCAUUAAAUUAA
Messenger RNA from Didymodactylos carnosus, 587 nucleotides. The record is from the annotation of a GenBank genome assembly. NCBI's taxonomy places the organism in Eukaryota, Metazoa, Rotifera, Eurotatoria, Philodinida, Philodinidae.